This is a messenger RNA of Solea solea (common sole), 2682 nucleotides long. RefSeq names its product noelin-3-like. The record is from RefSeq and is a predicted model, not a curated record. Gene Ontology annotation, biological process: signal transduction. The transcript is spliced from 6 exons. Bases 380 to 1771 code for a protein of 463 amino acids. NCBI's taxonomy places the organism in Eukaryota, Metazoa, Chordata, Actinopteri, Pleuronectiformes, Soleidae.
CACACGUUCAUCAGAAGUCAAGCCAGGCAGCUGGGUGAUGUCAUAUCCGCGAAGUGUCCCUGAACGCAGCAGCAGCAGCAGCAGCAGCAGCGCGGAUGGUCACCGCAUGAAUUCCCCGCAACAAACUUUUCCCUCCUUUCUCGCUGUGUGACGAUGUUUCUCACCGCUGCCUACCCGCCACGCGUGACGGGGACGAGUGGAUGGCUGUGCUCUCCUCCUCCUCCUCCUCCUCUCCUCCAGGCAGAUUUUCACUAGUGCGUAGUGGACGUGGUGCUGGUGUUGUGAGCCGAGGGGAACAAACUUGCGUGAAUUCUACUUUUUUCCCAAACCUUUUUUUCCCUUCUUGCUCCUGUCGCGGCUGAUCGUGGACGUGGGAGGCAUGGACACAGGCGGCAGGAUGUGGUCGCUGUCCGCGGUGCUGAACCCGCUGCUGUUUCUGCUGCUGUUCGGUUACUGCCCUACUGUGACCAUCAGGCCAAAGGAGGGAUGGCAGGUGUACAGCUCCGCUCAGGAUGCAGAUGGCCGCUGUGUCUGCACUGUGGUGGCACCUGAACAGAAUCUGUGCUCCAGAGACGCCAAAGGCAGACAGCUGCGCCAACUCCUGGAGAAGGUGCAGAACAUGUCGCAGUCAAUCGAGGUGCUGAACCUGCGGACACAGAGGGACUUUCAGUACAUCAUGAGGAUGGAGAGCCAGAUCAAAGGCCUGCGCUCAAAGUUCCGGCAGAUCGAAUCGGACAGGAAGACGCUCGUCAACAAAAACUUUCAGGAGUUAAAGGGGAAGAUGGAGUCGCUGCAGCCACUGAUCCCUGUCCUGGAACAAUACAAGACAGACACCAAGCUGAUUGCACAGUUCAAAGAGGAGAUCAGAAACCUGUCUGGUGUGCUGAUGAGCAUCCAGGAGGAGAUGGGAGCGUUUGACUAUGAGGAGCUGCAACAGAGGGUCCUCAGCCUGGAGAACCGGCUCCGCAACUGUAUGAACAAACUCACAUGUGGCAAGUUAAUGAAGAUCACUGGGCCAACAACAGUGAAAACAUCAGGGACCAGAUUCGGAGCCUGGAUGACAGAUCCACAGGCAUCUCUCAAAAACAACCGGGUCUGGUACAUGGACAGCUACACCAACAACAAGAUCGUAAAAGAGUUCAAAUCCAUGGCUGACUUUGUGGCAGGAGUGGAGUCGAGAACAUACAACCUGCCUUUCAAGUGGGCUGGGACCAACCACGUGGUGUACAACGGCUCUCUGUACUACAACAAGAUGCAGAGCAACAUCGUGGUGAGGUACAGCUUUGAGACGGGCCGCGUGGUCACGCAGAGAGCGCUGGAGUCGGCAGGAUUCCACAACGUUUAUCCCUACACGUGGGGAGGCUUCUCAGACAUCGACCUGAUGGCGGACGAGCUGGGCCUGUGGGCCGUGUACGCCACCAACCAGAACGCUGGGAACAUUGUCAUCAGCCAGCUGAACCCUGACACGCUCCAAGUCCUUAACACCUGGAACACAGAGUACUCAAAGAGGAACGCCGGCGAGUCUUUUAUGAUCUGCGGGACACUCUACAUCACUAACUCCCACCUGACUGGCGCCAAGGUGUACUACGCGUACUCCACUAAAACCUCCUCUUAUGAGUACACAGACAUCCCCUUUCAUAACCAGUACUUCCACAUGUCUAUGUUGGACUACAAUGCCAGGGACCGCAGCCUCUACGGCUGGAACAACGGACACCAGGUCCUUUUCAACGUCACACUUUUCCACAUCAUUAAAACUGACGAUGACUCUUAAGAGGCGGGACACUAGAGAGUGGAGAAAACAGCUAAAUUAAUCUGAAUAUAAAUCCAUGUUCAGAUGAAAUGAUCAGCUUUUUGGUGAAUUGUUCAUUUAUUCAUCAGUUUGUCGUCAUUUUAUACACAUUUCUUUGAUGCUUUGAUGCUUCGAUUGCUCACAUGAUAUGCUCACAUCAACAUAUGCAGGUAACACGUUGUGGAUGAAAUAAUGUCACUUAACAACGGUUCAGAAAUCCUGAAAUGCCAUUGAUUGUUUUCUCCUAAAAAAACAGAAGCUUUUGUGAAGUCAAGUUAUAUUUAAUUCAGCAUUGCAUAUAUUCAUGUCCUCUAAUUUGUUAUUUAUUCCCACCAUUUUGUUCACUAAUUGUUCAUUUCUUUUUCCUUCUGUUUCCAUGUGCACUUCAUCAGCUGCUAAUUUAUUCCUGCCUUUCUAUACCACCACUUUGCUUUCAAUUUCUCUUUGCACUUCCCUUUCUUCUGUCCUCUUGACCUUGUACAUGACAUGAGAAAUCAGUUGAACCAUAAUGAACCCGUGUCGUGAUUGUACUUGGCUUUUUUCGUGCAAGGUCAUGGAAUAUCUGAAAGUACAGAGUCCAAACCCGCUUUCCUUUCACUUAGUACUUUGAGAUAUUAGCUUUUUUGUAACUUAAGCAACAGUUUGUAUGCCUUAUUCAGUGCAGUAUGUACUUUAAGACCAAGGAAAAGAGCUCUUGUGCAUGAAUGUUGGCAUUUUUACAGUCAGUGUACAUGUGUGUAUUCUGUAUUUGCACAACAUCCCACUCUCCUCCUCUCCAGCUAUGGUAAAGAUCCAUUUCUACAGUCAGCAGGUUAUAGAUCACUUUAAUAAACAUCUGUUUGUGUAAAUAAGAAGUAAUACAUAACCAAAAUAAAAGCAUUGUUUUCAUUAAA